This is a messenger RNA of Phoenix dactylifera (date palm), 2109 nucleotides long. RefSeq names its product protein FLUORESCENT IN BLUE LIGHT, chloroplastic-like. Lineage: Eukaryota; Viridiplantae; Streptophyta; Magnoliopsida; Arecales; Arecaceae. The record is from RefSeq and is a predicted model, not a curated record. Gene Ontology annotation, molecular function: protein binding. Gene Ontology annotation, biological process: chlorophyll biosynthetic process.
GCGGUGCUGUCCCAGCCAGUUUCGCGCUCGCAUGGCGGCGAGGUUUUCUGGCGGUUCCUCUCAUCCUCGAACGGAUUAUCCAGUCGAAUUCGUGCCACCGGUGAUUUCGGCAAGUUUAUUAAGAAGUAUUCUGUCAGGAUUUCUCCCUUAAAGAAGGAAUUGAACAAUUUGAAAGGCAUGACGAGCAUGAGAAGCUGGGGAAUAUGUUCAUAUAUCCCUAUGAUGCACAAUAAAAGUGUAGUGUGGUGGCAGUAUGCAGAAUCAUAUGCUCGUGACUGGUGUGGCAGAUUUAAUCAGCCUACUGUGCUUCAGCUUCCCCUGCCUGGAUCUGUCAAUGACCAUAAGCGCUGUGAUAUCCAUUACACUUGGUUUCCGGUACCUUUGAUAUUAUUUGCAUUGGUCUAGGACUGCAGAGUGCAGAAAGGUGGAGUACCUGAUGAGAAAUUGUUAUCAGAAGAAUAGCAUAUAGAGUGCAAUUGCUCCCUUUUUUUGUUUUCAUUUUCAAGCAUUAUUAAUUUGGAGCAUGUAAAUUAGAGUUCUCAUGAUAGUAUGGUUCGUGGUUUAUUUAUUACUGUAUAAGUACUGGGUAUAUGCUUGUGAUAGUUGUAAAAUGUCAAUGAUGCAUAGUUUAAUUCUGGGGUCUUUUUAUUUCCUUAUUAGAGUUUAGGCACUUGACUUAAUCACUAAUAUUCAAUUAUGAGCUUUUUAAAUCAUUUUUGCAGGCGCAAGGUCUCGUAAGCAGUUUGGUUUGUUCCCAAGUUCAUAUAAAUGUUAUUUUCUAUUUUAUUAUGCAUGUAAACCCCUGUUCUGCCAAACUCUUUUUUGUGGGUGCCGCAUGUUUAGACGCACUUUGCCAUUCUAUGAUACCAGAUGAUUAGAAGACCAGCUUGCUUGUCCAAUGCAGCAUGCAUGGCUACAUUUGUUUCAUUGCCAUUUUAUGUUGCAUAUUCGAAGAAUUGGUGUUUCUCCCAUCAAGAAAGGAAAAGGUGGCGCUGUUUUCAAUGAAACUCCAGGUUCCACGUAGGAGAGGUCAAAGCUUGUUGAGUUGCAAAUUUUCAUCUCCUAUAGCAGAUGGUCUCCAAAGGGCUAGGUCAGGAGCUAUUGAUGGGAAACUAUCAGGACUAUGCCAUAUGGUCAUGGAAUACAUAUCCAAUCAUCAGAAGAUGAUGCUACAGAACUUGCCAAAAGCAGUUAUUCUUGCAAAUUCAUUGAUGCUCAUUCUGCCUCUCAGAGUCUUGGCAGAAACAUGUGAGGCGCGUCGCCCAUUUACUGAGAUGCCUCUACUUUUUGCUAUAGCCCUUAUAGGGGCUACUGUGGGGGGAUUGCUUGCACGGCAGAGAAGAGGGGAACUGGAGCGCUUGAAUGACCAGCUGCGCCAGAUCAAUGCAGCACUAAGAAGACAAGCAAAGAUAGAAUCUUAUGCCCCCAGCUUAAGUUAUGCACCAGUUGGUAGAAUCUCGGAAUCUGAAGUCAUUGUGGACCCCAGGAAGCAGCAACUGAUCACAAUUUUGAGGACAGGGAAAAACUUUCUGAGGAAUCAAGAUCUAGAGAAAGCAUCUGUGGAGUUUAAGGCAGCUUUUGAUCUUGCACAGAGUUUGGGAGAUCACCUAGAGGAAAAGAAGGCUGCAAGAGGAUUAGGUGCAUCCCUACAGAGGCUAGGAAAAUACAGGGAAGCUAUAAAGUACUACUCCAAGAUUUUGGAGAUAUCCAGGCGAGAAGGUGAGGAUUCUGGCAGUACAGAGGCUUAUGGAGCAAUAGCUGACUGCCAUGCUGAGCUUGGGGAGCUCGAGCGAGCUGCAAAGUUCUAUGACAAAUAUAUAGCAAGGUUAGAAAGUGAUUGAUUGAGCUCAAGUGCGCCUUAGCCUUCCAGAUCAUUCAUAUGACGCCAGUGGAAAAUCUUGGGUUUUUUUUGGGGAUUGUCGCCAUCACAGACUGACAUGUUAAGGUCUUUGAAGUCUCAGUAACUUAUGGUUGCAUUUCCAUAUCAUUUACAUAUUUCCAGGGUUCUAGAUUUUCGAAAUCUUUUCUAUAAAAUUAUGUUCAAGGAAAUGCUUAUAUGAGAGGAUAGUCGCUUUGUGUGCAUUUCCUCCAAGAGUUGUGCUUGACAUA